GAGCAUUAUUUGAUGUACACCACUAUGCGGUCGGGCGGGCGGCGGAUGGAGAUGCAUUCAAAAUAGUCAAGAGAGAAGUUACUGAAGACGCAAUUUUUAAAAACCGGUGAACAGAUUAAUUCUUAUCUGUAAGCUUCGAUCGGCAGACAACAUUUUACUGUCAUAGUUAUCUUGAUGAGGAGGGGUACGAUUGGACUUCUCAACUACAGAGGAGUUACAAGUUUGACUUCAACUUCACCCAUCCGAAGAAUGACCCGAUCUCGAGAUGACGUCAUAGUGGGAGGAGGUACUGACGUCACGGUGAUAUCAGAAAUAUCACCGUGUGACAGUUGUACCCAUUUGCAAUCGACCCCCUUGAAAACCAGCAACAGCAUCAAACCUGGACGUCUAGAUCUGACUCUACGUGAGGAGGUGAACGUGUCAUUUGCUGGCUGUGGAUUCCUUGCCAUCUAUCAUCUUGGAGUGGCUACAUGUCUACUUAGAAAGGGGCAACAUUUUAUAUCCAACGUGACCCGGUGGGGUGGAUCCUCGGCGGGGGCGAUUGCUGCUGCAGCUAUGGUCUGCUUACCAAAUAAACUAGGGGAUGCCGUUCAGAUGCUUCGAGACUUUGUGGAUACCUUCCAAAAGAAGCCUUUAGGACCCCUAACGCCAGGCUUCAAUAUGAUGGACUACCUACGAACUGAACUAGAGUAUUAUAUACCUUCAGAUGCACACAUACUGGCUAAGAACAAACUCUACGUCUCCGUGACUAGGGUUGCGGACGGCAAGAAUAUACUACUGACAGAAUUUCACUCCAGGGAGGAACUGAUAGAGGCAUUGCUUUGCAGUUGUUACAUUCCAGUUUACUGUGGCUUCCGAAUUCCCACAUUUAGAGGACAGAAAUACAUUGACGGUGGCGUGACAGCCAACAUGCCAUUCUACCCAGUCGGUCGAACGAUUUGUGUGUCGCCCUUCAGCGGGCACCUGCAGGACAUCUGCCCCGCAGAUCGGACGUGGUUGGACCUCAGUUACGUGGUUGCUGGUCACAGCUUCAGGGUAUGUUCGCAGAACGUUUGGCGGGCACUGAUGGCGCUGUUCACACCCAGCCAAGACACAUUGGAUGAGUAUCUAGAACGGGGUGACGAUGACGCAACUAACUUCUUGAAAGAAAAUGGAAUGUUAAAAAAGGACACACAAACAAACAGCAAUGAACAGUAACGUCACCUUUCGGCUCAUGUCACUAAAAUACUCAGGAAAACUACUGUCAAGAUUGAAUUUGUCUCCAAGUACCGAAAUAGAGCAUUUGUUUCUUGACGUCAAAUAGACAUCAGAAAACGGCUGCCUACAUUCUUUAUAAAUAAUUUUUUUAAGAAGAAGAGGUUAUUAAAGGUCCCUCAACUUUCAGUUUAUAGUUGAAGUAAGCAAAAUGUGUCACAUUUUUUCUUUUAAUUUAUAAGCCUUUACAAUAGUAAAAUGUAAAUACAUAUUUUCGUUAGUUUCAAUAUUUUUGUACGAACAUUGACCUUGCUUUUUUGUUUGUAAGAGUUACCUAUGAAAGUAUUUAGCUUGUGAAUUUUGUAAAUAUUAUAAAAGGCUAUAGAGAGGCCUUAAAGCAGGGUCACACCGUUGUCGAGUAUUGUUUGCAGCAUUCAUAAAUUAUGUCCGAAUAUAUGGCUUCGGUUGCCGCGUAAAGUAUCACAGCAGCCAACUUCAUUUGAUUCAGACAAGCGGUAUUACUAUGGUCUGUAGUGAGGGGAUUCGUAAUAUAGCGCGCCACCAAGAGCUUUGACAGGGGAAGGUUCUUUUAAAACGGCCGACGAUGGGAUAAUAUUAAAUUGUAUACAAUGUAGAAGAAUCUUAUAUGCGUAUACAAUCGCAUUGUAUAUGGCCUACUUGUAAGCACAAUGUACCAACAAGUCAUAGAAUACUUCCAUGUAUUGUGUUUUUGCAAAGUUUAACUCAAUUUUGAUAAAAAACUUUUCGUUUGAACUAUGACUGAGGUUUGUCCUGCUAUUGUGUCCACGAAAGAUGAACGAACCUCAUAAUUCUAGCAAUAGUAUGUCACUAUUGUGCGUUGCAAAGAAUGUAGAUUUUCCUAUAGUCAAAUCCGAGGGAACCAUCGCGAUACAUCGCAACUAACGUUUGGUGGAGCAUUUUAUUUAGAUCCCAAUAUUAUUAUUGUAAUCUUUAAAAAUGUCGAACGAAAUGUAUGUAAUUUUUGUGUAAUAAUGAAACGAUCGACUUAUAUGAGCCUUAAAUCUGAAAUUCUUUAAUUUAAAAAGUCGACUUAAAUGUGUAAAGUGAGAGUUUUGGUCUUUGAAAAAAUCACCAAAGGUGUCCAGUGCCUGUAUGGUUUAAAUGCUGGUCAAUCCAACCUGUGCAGUUUGUAUAAAAUUGUUUAGUUUAGUCCAGUGUUGUUAUCCGUCUGUCGUCAAUAAAUAUUGUUCCUGACUAGAUUUGUGUGUCACAUCGAUCAGUAUUUCUUCAAGAAAAUGGAUCAGUAUUUUCAUUUACUUUUAUUUUUAUUUAAAAAUCGACAGCUGAGCUAGCCUACUGAUUUCGGAACCUCAAAAUGAGGUCGGUAUCGUUCUUUAGAAAAUGAGAACACAUUUUUUUGAUCCCAAAAUAAAACAUAGCCAUUUUGACGCACUUUAUAAUUAUA
This is a messenger RNA of Asterias rubens (European starfish), 2641 nucleotides long. RefSeq names its product patatin-like phospholipase domain-containing protein 4. The record is from RefSeq and is a predicted model, not a curated record. Gene Ontology annotation, biological process: lipid homeostasis; triglyceride catabolic process. Lineage: Eukaryota; Metazoa; Echinodermata; Asteroidea; Forcipulatida; Asteriidae. Bases 175 to 1197 code for a protein of 340 amino acids. Gene Ontology annotation, cellular component: membrane; lipid droplet; cytoplasm. Gene Ontology annotation, molecular function: triacylglycerol lipase activity. The transcript is spliced from 6 exons.